AUGAAGGCGCGAUUUUUAGCCGUGGCAACAGUAUCUGCCAUCACGUACGGUAUCCUCGCCUCUGCGGCGCCGGUGCAAUACUGCCCGACACAGGAUAUCUGCUACCAGGUAGCAGUGCCGGAGGCCUCGGCCUCCUCCAACACUGGUAACAUAUAUCUGCAAUUGCGCGCGCCGUCGUCGUACUCGUGGAUCGCGUUGGGUACGGGGACGAGGAUGGCGGGCGCCAACAUGUUUGUCAUAUACGCGAAUGGCCGCGGAAACGUCACAGCCUCACCACGCUUGGGCACCGGGCACGCCAUGCCCCGCUACGACAGUGCCACGCAGCUCGAGCUCCUCGGGGGUAGCAGUACCAGCAACGGUAGGAUGGUGGCCAACAUGCGUUGCGGGAACUGCGGCUCCUGGUCCGGAGGCUCGAUGAGCCUGUCGGGAGACGCGACGGAUUGGAUCGCGGCAUGGAAGGAGGGCGAUGCCAUAAACAGUGCCGACCCGGCAGCCGGCAUCCAGUAUCACGAUGACCACAGCGAGUGGCAAUUUGACCUCACGCAGGGCACCGUGGCCAGCGACGCGAAUCCCUUCGGAACAGGACAGCAGGCUGACAGCAGUAACCGGGGCAUCGCGGGGAAACGCAACCCGGUUGACCCUCGGGUGCUGAUCAUGAGCCACGGUAUCCUCAUGGCUAUAGUCAUGGUCAUCUUAUUCCCCCUAGGCUCUGCAAUUAUGCCCCUGUUCGGUAGCUGGAUACCGCACGCCUUCUGGCAGUUUAUCUCGUUCCUGUUGAUGUGGGCCGGCUUUGCGGUGGGCGUUGUCAGCUCACAGGAAAUUCAGCUGGAUUUGACCUCGAGCCACACGAGCUUCGGAACGGCGGUGGUUUGCCUGAUGACGCUACAGCCAGGCCUAGGCUACUUGCACCACAGAUAUUUCGUCCAGAAUCAGAAGCGGGGCCCGAUCUCUCACGCCCACAUCUGGUACGGACGAGCGCUUAUGAUUAUGGGGGUGGUCAACGGCGGGCUCGGCAUAGCUCUUGCGGGGAAUCAGAGGACGUUCGUAAUCGCAUACUCAACGGUGGCCGGGGUCAUGUUCGUGAUCUACGGGGCCGACUUCGUACAAGAGCUCUACCUAAAGGAGCUCAAAUCGUACAAACCGCCACCGGUCAAGGAGUCCGACUCGGUAGGCCAGGUACAGACUUUCUCUGCCCCGAAGGCGCCCAAGUCACCCGAGGAGGCCGACCUUGCCAACAGCCUGAAGGAGUACGAGAACAUGGUUGUCGAGGUCGAGGGCACUGACCCGGCCGCCGCCGGCUCGUCCACCCCUGCCGCCGUCGAGGACUGGCUGGUGCUGGAGGACGACGAGGAGGAGGGCGCUCACCAUUAA
Molecule: messenger RNA, 1371 nt
Organism: Durotheca rogersii
Lineage: Eukaryota; Fungi; Ascomycota; Sordariomycetes; Xylariales; Xylariaceae
Product: putative iron reductase domain protein
Exons: 4
Coding region: 1-1371 (456 amino acids)
Biological process (GO): proton motive force-driven ATP synthesis
Source: RefSeq, a predicted model, not a curated record